AUGUUCUCCAUCGGCGGCAACAAGCCUCACUCAAUGCGCAAGAGGAUGAUCAGCAAUAUCUACAGCAAGUCAGUGGUCACGGCAUCUCCUGUGCUGCUAGCUCAGAUGUCAACCAUCAUGUACAAGCGCUUUUUGCCUUACCUUGAAGGAGUAUGUCGCAAAGACGGUUGCGUAUUCAACAUCUAUGCGCUUCUCAGCGCCUCCACCAUGGACAUUGUCAACGCCUACAUCUUCGGUCUCAAGGCAAGCUCCAACCUCAUCGACAACGCAGAUCAGCUGACGUGGUUCCUCGGCCUCUAUAACUCGCGCAGAUCCUACAACUUCUGGCCGCAGGAAUUCCCAGCCUUCAGUAGCUUCGUCGAGAAGUGGUUGGGUUAUAGGUUCGCGCCGAAGUGGGUCGAAGAAGCGAACGAAGAGAUCGAAAAGUGGACGCAGGAAAUGUGCGAGGGUGCUGGACUUGUGUUAGCACAGGGUGAAACAGAGGCAGAAGAUACUCCAGUCGUGUACCAGCAGCUUGCGACGGCUCUGACCAAGGAGGCGAAGAAAACGGAUCUCGAGAAGACUGACUUCGCUCCGGUACUGGCCAGUGAAGUGCUCGACCAUUUGGCAGCCGGUUUCGACACGUCGGGCAUCACCCUGAACUACCUUGUCCACGAACUGUCGCAGCGCAACGAUGUGCAGUCUCGUCUUCAGGACGAACUUCGCACGCUUUCACCUCGUCUUUCACCUUCUUCCGCGCCAAGCUUGCCCGACCCAAAGGCGAUCGACACACUGCCAUUCCUACACGCUGUGAUCUGGGAGACGUUGCGUCUGCACUCUGCUAUUCCAGGCCCGCAGCCACGCUUUACGCCACCACAAGGAUGUCGUCUAGGGUCUGAAGAGCAGUCGUACUACGUACCCGGUGGUGUAAGGAUCAGUGCCAGCGCUGGCUUGCUGCAUGCGAACGAGGAAGUGUACGAACGCGCGAGCGAGUGGAGACCGGAGCGAUGGCUAGACAUGGAGCGUCUCGACGAGGAGAAGAGGAAGGAUAUGGAAACCAGAUGGUUCUGGGCGUUCGGCAGGGCGAUUGACUAA
Molecule: messenger RNA, 1074 nt
Organism: Parastagonospora nodorum SN15
Lineage: Eukaryota; Fungi; Ascomycota; Dothideomycetes; Pleosporales; Phaeosphaeriaceae
Exons: 2
Coding region: 1-1074 (357 amino acids)
Molecular function (GO): heme binding; monooxygenase activity; oxidoreductase activity, acting on paired donors, with incorporation or reduction of molecular oxygen
Source: RefSeq, a predicted model, not a curated record